GUCUACGUCACUUCCUGGAGCUGCGUGGCUAGUUUCUGUUAGCUUGGAGCAGAAGGCACGAGUCGUCCGUCCAAACAUGUCGUCGUCCUCUAGUCGUGUUCUGGUGGUGGGCGCCGGUCUGACGGGCAGCCUGUCCGCCUGCCUGCUCAGGAGGGAGCUCAAGGACAAAAAUGUCCACAUCGUCGUCUGGGACAAAGCCCGCGGAGUCGGUGGAAGGAUGUCGACCUUCCGCCCUCCUGACCCUUCAUGCCAUUCAGCCGACCUUGGAGCUCAGUACAUCUCGGCUACCCGCGAAUAUGCACGCUCGCACCACAGCUUCUACACGGAGCUGCUGGAGGAGGGCAUCCUGCGUCCGCUCGACUGCGCCGUGGAGGGCCUGCGACACAAAGAUGGCAGCACUGACUACGUGGCGCCGUUGGGCAUGAGCAGCGUGGUCAAACACUUUCUGCGCCACUCGGGAGCCGACUUGUUCUUGGAACAUCAGGUGAGCGGCCUGUAUCGCCGAGGCUCCUCCUGGGAGGUCCACAGGAAGCAAGGCGACAGCCAAAACUUUGACUCUGUGCUCUUGACCAUCCCCGUCCCGCAAAUUCUGCAGCUUGAAGGGGACCUGGGAGACGUUUUAUCUGUCCAGCAGAGGGAGCUAUUGCACGGCGUGUCAUACUCAUCCCGUUUCGCCUUGGCGCUUUUCUUCCCUCCCGGGACCGAUUUGGGUGUGCCCUGGGGUGUCCGAUACUACAACAACAGGGAGCUAUUGCACGGCGUGUCAUACUCAUCCCGUUUCGCCUUGGCGCUUUUCUUCCCUCCCGGGACCGAUUUGGGUGUGCCCUGGGGUGUCCGAUACUACAACAACGACGGCGACAACUCCAAAAUUAUAUGCUAUGCAACCGUGGAGCCUCGCAAACGCUGCACAGAUGGGGGCGCGGGCCUAGGGCCAUCCUUAGUUGUCCACACUGGCGUUCCCUUCGGUCUGCAGAACCUGGAGCGUAAUGCCGAGGAAGUGCAGCCAAUUAUCUUGGGGGAGCUGAACCGUCUCCUCCCUGCACUGCCACAGCCAAUCAGCAUCAAGUGCCACAAGUGGAGGUACUCGCAGGUGGCAAGCGCGGUGGCGGGCUGUCCGGGUCACAUGACGUUGUCGGAGCAUCCCCUGCUGGUUUGCGCCGGCGACGCCUUCACCCACUCCAACUUCGACGGCUGUCUGACAUCUGCGCUGAGCACACUUGAGGCAUUCAAAGGCGUCAUGUGA
Molecule: messenger RNA, 1243 nt
Organism: Hippocampus comes (tiger tail seahorse)
Lineage: Eukaryota; Metazoa; Chordata; Actinopteri; Syngnathiformes; Syngnathidae
Gene: rnls
Product: renalase, FAD-dependent amine oxidase
Exons: 8
Coding region: 77-1243 (388 amino acids)
Cellular component (GO): extracellular region
Molecular function (GO): oxidoreductase activity, acting on NAD(P)H
Source: RefSeq, a predicted model, not a curated record